GCCGCGCACCUUUCUGGCCUGGGCGUGAGGCCAGCGGUGACCGGGUCCUCGGCCUCGGGCAACAGAAGCCAUGGCCAAGGGCAGGGUCCGGGCAUGGGAAGCAGCAGCGGUGGUUUGCGACCCCUCGGCGUUGCCUCCCGCGUUGUGGGCGGGCUCGGGUGUUGCAUCGCGUUUGAGGGUCUCCCGCGCUCUUUGCCGCCGCAACCUUCCUCCUCGACCUACCAGCCAGCCCUGCCUCUAAUUCGUGGUAAAAUAUCGGGCGAGUUGCUUAACCUCUCCUUGCUUCAGCUCCCUUAUGGCCACUGCCUUCCUAAUAUUCCACUGUCUGAGAACUCUGCCUUUCCCCAGAAUGAGAAGGAGAAAAAUGACCAAGUACCAGGAGGCGGUGACAUUCAAGGACGUGGCUGUGGCCUUCAGUGAAGAGGAGCUGGAGCUGCUGGACUCUGCCCAGAGGAAGCUGUACCGAGACGUGAUGCUGGAGAACUUCAGGAACCUGGUCUCAGUGGGGUUUCAGUCCUUCAAACCAGAUAUAAUAUCCCAACUGGAACAAGAGGAAAUACUUUGGACGAAGGAGAUUCAAACCCUAAGGGGUAGGCAUUCAGGAGGCUGGAAUCAAAAUGAGAUGGAAACUCUACAGGAAGCAGGAUUAAAGUGCCUUUCACUGGGAGAACUAUCAUGCUGGCAAAUCAGGGGACAUGUGAACAGCUUAGCCAGAAGUCAAAACAACAUGAUAAACAUUCCAGGAAAGAGUUACCAGUUCUCCAGACAAUGUGACUCUCCCUGCCAAGUCGGAGCAGGAGUAUCUUUUCAGGUUUCUGAAGAUGACAACUAUAUAGCGAAUCUUAUAGGGGCUGGUUCCACUAUUGUCAAAAAUCAAGACUAUCCAACUGGGAGAGCUCAGAAUUCUUGGAGUAAAAUUUAUCUGAAUGAAAGACAGAAUCAUCAAAGAAUCUGUAAGCAGAUGAAAAACAAAUUCUUUAUAUUUGCUCCAUGUAUUGGUAUUUUCAGUUGUAUUUCACAUCAUCAUAACAACAUAGUGCAUGAGAGAGAUGCUUACAGCAGUGAUGAUUGUGGUAAAGACAUCUUAAAGGUACCACGUUUUAACCAGCAUAGUAUAAUUCACACAGGACAGAAAACCUACCAGUGUCAUGAAUCUGAAAAAGCUUUCAUUGAUAGAUCUAGUCUUGAACUUCAUCAACAGAUACUCUUGGGAAAGAAGUCCACUACAUGUGGUACACAUGGGAAGAACAUCAGUUAUAGCUCGGGUAUUCCCAGUCAACACAGUGUUCACACAGGGAAAAAACGGUAUUGGUGUCAUGAGUGUGGUAAGGGUUUUAGUCAGAGCUCAAAUCUGCAAACCCAUCAGAGGGUCCACACAGGGGAGAAACCCUAUACAUGCCAUGAAUGUGGUAAGAGCUUUAAUCAGAGCUCACAUCUUUAUGCUCAUCUGCCUAUUCACACAGGAGAGAAGCCCUAUAGAUGUGAAAGUUGUGGGAAAGGCUUCAGUCGUAGCACAGAUCUCAACAUUCAUUGCCGAGUCCACACUGGAGAGAAACCUUAUAAAUGUGAGGUAUGUGGGAAGGGCUUCACUCAGAGAUCACACCUGCAAGCCCAUCAAAGAAUCCACACUGGAGAGAAACCAUAUAAAUGUGAGGAUUGUGGUAAACGUUUUAGUUGUAGUUCAAAUCUUCAUACCCAUCAGAGAGUCCACACUGAGGAAAAACCAUAUAAAUGUGAUGACUGUGGUAAGUGCUUUAGUUUGAGUUUUAAUCUUCAUAGUCAUCAGCGGGUCCACACAGGAGAGAAACCCUAUAAAUGUGAAGAAUGUGGUAAGGGUUUUAGUUCAGCCUCAAGUUUUCAGAGUCAUCAGAGGGUCCACACAGGAGAGAAACCAUUUCGAUGCAAUGUAUGUGGUAAGGGCUUCAGUCAGAGUUCGUAUUUUCAGGCCCAUCAGCGAGUCCAUACUGGAGAAAAACCAUACAAGUGUGAAGUGUGUGGGAAGCGCUUUAACUGGAGCUUGAAUCUUCACAAUCAUCAAAGAGUCCACACGGGAGAGAAACCCUAUAAAUGUGAGGCGUGUGGUAAAGGUUUCAGUCAAGCCUCAAAUCUUCAAGCUCAUCAGAGUGUCCAUACUGGGGAAAAACCAUUCAAAUGUAAUGCCUGUCAGAAGCGAUUCAGUCAAGCCUCACAUCUUCAAGCCCAUCAGAGAGUUCACACAGGAGAGAAACCAUAUAAAUGUGAGACAUGUGGUAAAGCCUUCAGCCAGAGAUCAAAUCUUCAAGUCCAUCAGAUAAUUCACACUGGAGAGAAACCAUUUAAAUGUGAGGAAUGUGGGAAGGAAUUCAGUUGGAGUGCUGGUCUCAGUGCUCAUCAGAGGAUCCACACAGGAGAGAAACCCUAUACAUGUCAACAGUGUGGUAAGGGCUUCAGUCAGGCCUCACAUUUUCACACCCAUCAGAGAGUCCACACUGGAGAGAAGCCAUACAUAUGUGAUGUCUGUUGUAAGGGCUUCAGUCAGAGAUCACAUCUUGUGUACCAUCAGAGAGUCCACACUGGAGGGAAUCUAAAAAUGUGAGGUGUGGUAUAUUCUUUAGAGUUCACAUCUUCAUCUCCAUUUAAGAGACCACAUUGGCCACUGUAAAGUGAUUCCUUCAAAGCUUGGAAGCAUCAUCAAAGAAUCUUCACAGGAGGGAAGCUCUAUAAAAUGUUGUGUUUUAAGGACUUGGUAGAACUUUUUACUAACAUCAUAUAUCACAGAAAACCUAUUUGUUUUAUAAAUACGGUUGGUGUUUAUAGCAGAGUUCAAAAUGGUCCCAAUUCUCAGGAAUACAACACAGCAAAAGAACCUUAACAUUCAUCAGAGUCUACCCAGGAGAGAGGUUUCAAAAUUGGAGUAUGGAAAGACUUGAACAAAAGUUAAUGACAGACAGUCACCCACUAGGAUAAUUCCCUUAUAUGGGGAAGAGAUUUUUUUUUUACCAUUCUACAUGUAGAACAGUAUCUGGCUUCUAAGAGGUGCCCAGACAUUACUGAAUGAAGUGGAGAAAAACCCUAUAAUCAAGACAAAUAUUUGAAAAUUUUAGUCACUUCCCUGCCCUAAAUUCAUAUUGAAUUAGACACAAAAGGAAUCCUGCAAAUAGCCUUACUAACAUUAAUUCCAGGAAACAAACAUUAAUUGAAAUAUAGAAAAGCAUAUAAUACUGCCAUCCACAACAAUACAAAUUUGGGCAAAAGACUUGUGAAUUGUUCCCUUACAUCCAGCCUCAAUUCUUUGUACAGUGUGCCAUUAAUUAUGUACAGUGUAAUUUUUAGUAUCAUUAGUUUGUACUUUGUAGACUAAAAAAAAAACCUUUUUUAAUCUUAUAAAAAUGUGACUGCAAUUUACAUAAAUGAAUUUUUUGGACUAAUUCAUUAAGGUGGGGUUUUACUAUGACUCUGAAAGUAUUAAAAGUAAUACUAGUGACAGAAGUUUAUUAGUAAACUUGAGUUGAUAAUAAUUGGUUUCCUUUCAUCAUUUUUAUUCAGACUUAGGUCAAAUUGCCUUCUCUGUGCUGUAGUUAUUCCUCCACCAGACCUCCUAAGGCAGAGGCUUUGGCAGAUUUUAAGGACAUUGUUUUUGUAAAAUUCCUUAACCCAUUGCCAUUCUUCCCCCCACCAUGGCGGGGGGGACCUCUUGAAGUUUGAUUAAAAUUUCAUUCUAUUAUUAAUUAUUUAGAUGGGUUUCCAUUUACACAACAUUGAAUCAACACUUUUUGUUGAUAGGCAUGAUCACAAGCUUUGGGAGAUGAGUUGGUCAUGUUUGAUCUGGUAAUCCUAGCAUGGGAAGUUUUGCUUAGGAGAAAGAGCGUACGGAAGGAUGUUUAUCCUGAAUUUGAAAAAUAGGGAAAUAAAUAUCUACUGGUGAAAGUUGAAUAAAUUUUUAUAUGUUUCAAUAUUGUACAGUCUUUAAAAUGAAAAUAUAGACCUAGAGUGAGAGGAAAAGAACUCUCAUUAUUCCUGAGAAAACUUCUGGUAUAAACCUAAAGAUGUGAUCAUAUGCAUACAAAUAAUGUAUGAAAGGAUAGUAAUUAUAAACUAAGACUUUUUUUUCUGGCAGGGAAGGUGUUGGAUGAAUUCUUUAAUUUCUUGAAUUAUUUCCAGUAACCAUUAUCAUUUUUACCAUAACAGUAAAACCAUGAAACAAUAAAAUGACUCAAUAAAUGAA
This is a messenger RNA of Choloepus didactylus (southern two-toed sloth), 4204 nucleotides long. It is a transcript of the gene ZNF235, whose product is annotated as zinc finger protein 235. The transcript is spliced from 5 exons. Gene Ontology annotation, biological process: regulation of DNA-templated transcription. Gene Ontology annotation, cellular component: nucleus. Lineage: Eukaryota; Metazoa; Chordata; Mammalia; Pilosa; Megalonychidae. The record is from RefSeq and is a predicted model, not a curated record. The coding region runs from base 296 to 2575 and encodes 759 amino acids.